This is a messenger RNA of Cucumis melo (muskmelon), 2940 nucleotides long. RefSeq names its product zinc finger BED domain-containing protein RICESLEEPER 2-like. Gene Ontology annotation, molecular function: protein dimerization activity; DNA binding. The record is from RefSeq and is a predicted model, not a curated record. NCBI's taxonomy places the organism in Eukaryota, Viridiplantae, Streptophyta, Magnoliopsida, Cucurbitales, Cucurbitaceae. The transcript has 3 exons. Bases 158 to 2263 code for a protein of 701 amino acids.
AGAGUAACUAGAAGAACUUGAGUAUUGCCUUUAGAGUACUGCCUAUAUAUAAACUUAAGUAGUUUAUAUAAUAACAUUUAGAGUACUGCCUUUCUUUGUUUCUUUCUCUUUUACAGUACUGGUAAGCUUUUCCUUAAUUUUCUAUGUGUUUUGGUUGAUGAUUAUUAGGAUGACUUCAUUCUCGGUAGACGAGACUUCAAAUCAGAGUUGUUCUAGUCCAGUGUUAGGAAAAAGAAAACCGGUUAAACCACCAUCAUCGGUAUGGGAACAUUUUAUAAAAGUAGAAGGAUGUGAUCCUAAAUAUCCUAGGGCUGCUUGUAAACAUUGUGGGGCUUCAUAUGCUUGUGAUUCCAAAAGAAAUGGUACCACUAAUUUAAAAAGACAUUUAGAGAAAUGUAAGAUGUAUGUAAAUCCAUUGGAAGAUAAUGUUGAAGGAGAGGGAGAUUCUGAAAGUAAUUUGAUGACUGCAUCAUUCACUCAAGAAAAUUGUAGAAAAAUGCUUGCUAGGAUGGUUAUCUUGGAUGAAUUGCCAUUUAAGUUCGUAGAAAGUGAAGGGUUUCACCAAUUUUGUCGGACAUUAAAUCCAAAGUUUGUGAUUCCAUCAAGAGUAACCGUUGCAAAAGAUUGUUUUCAAAUGUAUAUGAAGGAGAAAAAAAAGUUAAAAAAUGCAUUAACUCGAAGUGGCCAAAGAGUUUGUUUAACAACGGAUACGUGGACUUCUGUGCAAAAUAUUAAUUAUAUGGUUAUAACGGCUCAUUUCAUUGAUGAUGAUUGGAACUUGCACAAAAGAAUUUUGAACUUUUGUCAAGUAGCUAAUCAUAAAGGAGAUACCAUAGGUAGAGCCAUUGAAAAGUGCUUAGAAGGUUGGGGUAUUGAUAGGCUCUUUACUGUAACGGUUGAUAAUGCGAGUUCAAAUGAUGUAGCCAUUGCCUACUUGGUUAAAAAGUUUAAAGGCAGAAAUGGGUUGGUGUUGGAUGGUGAAUUUAUUCACAUUAGAUGUUGUGCUCAUAUUCUUAAUUUAAUUGUUAGUGAUGCCUUAAAAGAUUUGCAUGUGUCUAUCAUUCGAAUCAGAAAUGCUGUGAAGUAUGUUAGGUCAUCUCCUGCUAGAUUGCAAAUAUUUAAAGAUUUUGCUAAAGAAGAUAAGAUGUCAACAAAAAAUUGUCUUACAAUGGAUGUUCCGACACGAUGGAAUUCUACUUUUACUAUGUUGGAUGGAGCAAUUAAGUGUCAAAAGACUUUUGAAAGAUUGGAGGAGCAUGACCCUAGUUAUUUGCCAAAGGAUGAUAUUCCUACUACUGAAGAUUGGGAUAAUGCCAAAGUGUUUGUAAAGUUCCUAAAGACUUUUUCAGAGGUAACAAUGAAGUUUUCUGCAUCUAUGUCUGUGACUUCAAAUAUAUUUUUUCAUGAACUUUGUUUGAUCCAAGAAAUAAUUCGUGAAUACUCAUCGUAUGAGAAUGCAUUAUUGAGUCAAAUGACAUUAAGCAUGCAGACAAAAUUCAACAAGUAUUGGGGUAUAACUACAAGUGAGAAGACCAAUUUAUUAUUGUAUGUUUCUGUAGUUCUUGACCCUAGGUACAAGCUAGCUUAUGUGAAUUAUUGUUUUAAUGAAUUUUUGGAGGAAGAUUGUGCAAAAAUAUGGACAAAUAAGGUUGAAGAAGCAUUUCGUCGAUUGUGUGAUGAUUAUUAUAUGAGAAUGUCAAAAGAAAAAUAUUCGCAAACACAAUCAUGUACACCUAUCGAAGGAUUUGGCUUUCAAAGUCAAAGUGAAAUACCUUCUAUCUCAUCUAGUGGAUCUUACAAGGCACGUGCUACUGUUCAUGAUAGAUUUAAACAAAGUAACAAAACAUGUCUAGAUGAUGCUAAAACAGAGGUGACUCGUUAUCUGGAUGAGGCUCGUAUAGAUUGUAUGGGCGAUGAAUAUUUAGAUUUGCUAACUUGGUGGAAGGUGAAUGCCUCUCGAUUUAAGAUCAUUAGCCAAGUAGCUAGGGACAUCUACAGUAUUCCUAUAUCAACUGUGCCUUCUGAGUCCGCCUUUAGCACUGGAGGACGGGUGUUAGAUUCUUUUCGAAGUUCUUUAACUCCUCAAACUGCAGAGGCACUCAUUUGUGCUCAGAAUUGGAUUCAGUCUAAACCUUUGGAUGACAUGACUGAAGAAAUUGACGGGGCUGAAGAAAUUGAUGAAGAAUUCAUAAACAUAGGAAAGGAGAUGGAAGCUGCAUUUGAGAAUUUGAAUAAUGACUCUAUGAGUCUUGAAGCUCAAUGAUGGAAGCACUUUGGGUUAUACGAACAAGGUGGUCUCGUGAAGAUGUUCAUUAAUUCAUACCUUCCCAAUUGUAAACUUUGUUCAUGAGGUUCCUUGGUUAACCUUCUUUAUAUAAAAGAAACAAAAGAAGGGCUGAGAGAUUAUUGGUUGUUUGUUUGUUUUGUUUUUUGUUUUAGUUGAUUUCAUGGUGGUUUCGUUGAACCGGUAACUUACUGAUUUUCUUGUUCUUGUCAUCUUCAUCAAGUUUUUUUGACCAAUUUGUUGGUUUGGUUUUUAUUGUCUUCCAUGCGUUUGUAAAAGUUCCCCAGUGUUUUUCAAAAUUCCUUUGUUAUCUUUUAUACUCUCUACUUUCAAUCUAUCUGAAACAUGGAUUUAGCGAAUGCGGGCGAGGUUGGCAAGGCUCCGGUGGCUAAUCAAGUAGCUGAUGUUGUUUCUGCUAAAUCUAGCAAUACCCAAGAGAAUGAAUUGGGUUCAAAGUUGGGGACAGGAAGCAAAAGCAAUAGGGAUAUGGUAUUUCAAAGGUAUAUUUACAGAUCCUGGAUCACAUUUUGUCAGGUUCUGCUUCUUUAUUCGUAAUUGUCAAAGUCCUUAAGUUCACUACUUGAAUAUUUGAGGCUAAUGUAAUUUCCAGAAGUUCUAUACAAAUCUUUAAUCUUAUUUUUUUGUCCUUCUCAUGA